Molecule: messenger RNA, 6504 nt
Organism: Hydractinia symbiolongicarpus
Lineage: Eukaryota; Metazoa; Cnidaria; Hydrozoa; Anthoathecata; Hydractiniidae
Product: roundabout homolog 2-like
Exons: 17
Coding region: 128-4744 (1538 amino acids)
Molecular function (GO): protein binding
Source: RefSeq, a predicted model, not a curated record
UUAAAUUUAAAAAUCAAUUUUUGUGGCAAUUCAAUUUGUUUUACUUUUUCUCAACUUUAAGGAUUCAAAUGAAACUACACAAUAUAUAAUAAAGAAAGCAGUGGUAUUCUGUGUAAAUGUUACAAAGAUGAUCAAGUUUUUAUUUAUAUAUUUGCUGUUUUUGUGGUGUUCUGUUGAUGCAGCUGAUGAGUGGAAGCAAGCACCAUUUAUUAGAAAUCACCCUGAGAGCAUCACUGCUUCGAAGGGUGUUAAAAUUAUGCUAACUUGUUUUGUAAUGGGAUAUCCUCGGCCUAUAGUUACCUGGUACAAGAAUGGUGUACCUUUCAAGCUUAGGAGUGGAGUUUUUAUUUUGCCUGACGAUGCCUUAGUGAUUAACAAGGCUAAAAAAAAUGCCACUUAUGAUGAUAGUGGGGAAUAUUACUGUAACGCAACAAAUAUUAUGGGUAGUGAACGAAGUAAAACUGCGACUGUUAAAGUUAAAUAUUUAGGCGAAUCAUUCAAGCUAGUUCCAGAAAAUGCUACAAUACCAGACCUUGGAAAGCACAUAUUCAGAUGUAUACCGCCGUCUGGAGAGCCAACACCCACUGUUACAUGGUUAAAAAAUAAUUCUCCAGUAGUAUUCAGUUACAAUGUAAAAACUAAAAAAAGUGGCAAGGAGUACCAGCUAAUUAUAUCACCUGCAUCUUGGAAUAACCGUGGCAUGUAUUCUUGUGUAGCUACAAAUAGUGAAGAACAAAGAAUAAGUCCAGUUGCUGUAUUAAAAGUCAGGUUAUCUGCACCCCAGAUUGACAUUGCUAAAGAUGUAAUGAUGGUCUAUAAAGGUGAAACUGUCAUUAUAAAUUGUCAAUCACUUAAAUUACCACAACCGAAUCGAUUAUGGUCAAAAGUUAAUGGUGUUCUGCCUUCUAAAACACGUUUGCACACAGAUAUUGGAAUUUUAACUAUAUCAGAUGUCCAGCUAUCAGAUAAAGGAAUUUACAAAUGUACAGCAAAAAAUCCUGUUGGAGUGAAUUCAGAUACUGUUAAAUUGGAAGUAUACAAACAAAUGAAAUUCAAGGUUAUGCCUACUGGUAUGACCACAGGUCUUGGACAAACAGCAACAUUUAAUUGCAUAGUGCAAGGGGGAAGAGACCCUGCCCUGCAUUGGGAUGUCAAUGGAGAAGUUGUAAUGAAGCAACGCACUGUAAAUAAUAUGUAUGUGAACACCAAGAAUCAACUAGUGAUUAGUAAAAUCGAGCCAACUAAUGAAGGAACUAUAAAAUGUGUUGCUGAGGACAUACAACAUAAAAAAAUCAUAUCAACUGGUGUUAAAUUAAAAGUCUUAAGGACGGCAAAUAUUCAGUUGCCUGAAAUGACUUUGACGCCAGCUUCAGAUGCAGUGACUGAAGGAGGUAGUUUUUCCCUCACAUGUAAAGCCAUUGGUAGCAGAACGUUCACUUUUAGUUGGAUACUUGCUGGUAAAAACGAAUUGAUGCAUUCAGGAACAGCCGGUAUUAAAAUCAAAACAACCUCAACUGAAAGUGUAUUAACACUUAGUAGUGUAAUAUUGUCAGACACUGCCGCUUACAGGUGUAAAGUUACUUCUGCUAGCGGUACGACAUGUUCUAAGUUCAGUUACCUCUAUGUGAAUGCAACUGAUGCUGGACGACCCGGACAAGUUCCCUAUGUUAAAGUGGUUGAAUUAAAAUCAAGAUCGUUAAAGUUAAUAUGGGGUAAAGCAGUUGCCCAAACGCUUUCACCAAUCUUUUCGUACGUAAUAACUAUAAGAGAUGUUGCUGCAGGCACAGAGAAAAAAUCACUUGUUUUGGGUGGUGAUAACACAGAAAAAAUUAUUAGCAAUUUAACCCCAUCCUCCAUCUAUGUAAUGUUCGUUACAGCGCGAAAUAAAAAUGGAGACGGUUUGAGAAGGGGAACUGGAAAUGUUGAAACGUUAGCUGAAAACGCAGUUAAGGAUAAGCUUGAAAAUAUCGCUCUUUCGCUUUCACUUGUUGCUGCUACGUAUCAUAAUAUUGAAAUUCGUUGGAAUUAUCUUGAACCGAGCCGUAUCACAAGCUAUGCUUUGUACACUCGGGAAGAGGGAAGCAAAGAGUUUAAGCCAUCAAUGCUAAAUUCCAACACAAUUACCAGUUACAAGCUGACCAACUUGAAGCCAAACACUCGCUAUGAAAUCUUUUUGAAAGCAGUCAACGAGCAGUAUUUUAGCCCUCCUAGUCCAUCCUUAAUUGUGAAAACAGCUAGAAAAAUACCAGCGCCUAUAAAAGUGGGUAUGAAGAAAAUUAACGACCGAAACUUACAAGUGCAUUGGUCCCCUCCUUUAAAUUUUGAUCAGAUCGAGGACGUAAUGUCUUUUGAAGUGACCUGUGUGUAUGAUGGAGGUAGGUUUCCCGUGAUGCCCGUCAACAAGGAUGCUACAAUCAGUAUGCUGUCUGGACUACAUGAGUACGAAAGUUAUCACAUUUAUGUUCAAAUAAAGACAAAAAACGGGUAUGGAGAAAAGAGCAAAGCGUUUACUGUUCAGUUAGCAAGUAUGAAAGUAGGAGAGGUGUAUGGUGUUCCGUUAACUGAAGAUUCUGCUACGACAAACGCAGAAGAAGAUGGCGGCUUCAUAAAGAUCAUUAAAGAACCUUGGUUCAUUGUUCCGGUUGGUGUGUUGCUGUGGUUACUUUUGUUGGCCAUUGUCUUGUUGUUGUUUUAUCGGCGAUGUAAUCAGUGCAAGAGAUGUUGCGCUGCGAAACAAAAAAGAAGUCAUAAUGAAAGUUCACGAGGUUUAAUAGAUGGUACGCGAAUGGAUUAUCCGAAUACUAGCUUAAGCAGAAGAAUUAAUGACACGUACGAUCCUGCUCGUUCUGGAACUGGGAAAAAAUCGAUUAGCAGCUGCUGCAAAAGCCAAUCAAGUAGUAUCGAUGAAGAUUUCCCAAAUAGAGCUGAAAUUAAACCUCUUAUGACAUACACGAGACAUGAAAGCGUUGAAAUGAAGUUAAAAAAUAGCAAUGGCGAUCUAAAAGAAACCAAUAUUGGUGUUGCUAUGAAAAAUGGAUAUAUGGUUGAUACGCCAUUAAAUAAUGAACUCGACUACCGUUACCAGCCAGACACUCGAUUGUAUGAUAGUGGAGACGAAAGACCUCCACCGCGUUAUCGAGACGUGACUGCUCCUAACUCUGGUAGCAUGCCACGCAGGGAACCUCGUUAUCAAACUGACUCAGUUGAACGAAGGCAUGCAGAAAUUGUUCGAACUGCAGCGAACAAAUCGUUUUCUGAUGCUGACCUAGUUAAUGUGAUGGAAAAUAAUCAUCAAGCUUCCUGGAAACGUGACAAAGCGAAAAACUCGCCAAGACUUACUAACAAACCUCCAGGAGAGAACACAUUACGAAGGCAAGCCAAAACACAAUUUAAACCGUUGCCAAAGUUAGAAGUCCUGAAUUGGUCUGAUGGACUUCCAAACCCGCUAAAAGCACCUUCUACAAAUGGUAGUCAACCUUCGUCUCCUAAAAUGUCAUCAUCAGCGUCAAUGUUCAGCGAAAACACAGACCCUCGAGCAGACUCUAAAAUGUCACACGGUGAUUCUAGUAACUCGUUAAAUAAAUACACGUAUGAAAAAAGACGUCGACGUAACUCGAACGCUUCAUCGAUGAUGUCAUCAGAAUUGUAUCAGUCAGAAAUGGAUCCCUCAGGCUAUAGCGACGUUGUUUCUGACAGGAAACGCAGAAAGGAGAAAGCUAUACCUCCACCAAUUGACUUAGAUGGUCUAACUAGUGAUAUUCUUUUACAAUGGGCAGAAUCUGUGACAAACUCUAGCCCUAGCAGCAGUGGUUCUUCAUCGCCCGACCGUUUAAGUGGCAUAAGUAGUGAAGGAUCAAUUUAUACCGACGAGGAUUUUGCCCAAGCUGUUGCUGCAGUAGUUGAGUGUGGUGGCUUUAAUAUGGACUAUGACUAUUCUCUUCCAGGUAUGCCUGGUGCUCAACCUCCUUUAUCAGCAAGCCGAAACUUGAAAAUGAACAAAAUUGACCAGGUAUUGGCACAGCGAUCAAAAAUGAGAAAUUCGCCUGCCGCCUCUCUUCAAAGUAGAUCAAGAGACCCUUCUGUUGCCAACUCAUUUAUACCACAAAUAUCCAUGAGUGGUUACUUAACUGGUUCUCAAAAAGGACCGCAAAGUACGCACAGUGCUCCGUCAGGUAUUCCUCGCGCUACAAAAUAUCGCAACAGCCUGGCUGACAAUGUACAUGGCAGGUAUGGGACCGGUUUUCAAGACGUUGAUUCUGCCUCAACAAAUUCUUCAUCAAAACCACUAACAAUGUCGAACUUACUUCAACACGAUUCAAGUUUGGAACGAAAUAAAAAGGCUGGUAGCAAGCCGUUGACAAUGUCUAACUUGCGACAGCAUGAAACCAGUUUGGAUCGUGGUCGUUUAAGACAACAACCAAGUGCACCGAUUGGACGUGUGCCGAUGCAACACCGCACUGGCUAUACCGGCUCCCGUACGAACUCCAAUCCUGCUUUACUUCCCGAAGCACCAUUAUCGGUGACGUCUGCGUUGGAGAGAAACGAAUCGAUGCAUUCAAAUUCAAAAGACUCGGUUAAUUCGAGUACUAAAAAUGAUAGCGAAGUUGAAAACACUGUUGGCACAAGCGAGAGAAAGCCGAAAAAUAAAAAAUACUUUGUACAUUCUGAGCACCCGCAUUCAAGCACGAGUACUGUAAGUACUCUUAGGACUUCACCCGAUCACGGAAACCAAACUGAUUGCUGAUCACGAAAAUAAAGUCAUUUUCUUAAGUAAAUAUUUGAUGUCGUAAUGUCAAGAAUGUCCUGAGUCAGCCUUUUAAUAGAUUAUAUUUUUCAUAUUUUUUUACUGCACGCAUUGUUGAAAAUUGAGAUUUAUGCGUGUUAUUUUUAAAGCUUACUUCUUAGGAAAUACCUGUUGAUUUUAAAACUUGUGUAGGAAUUUAUUUUUUUAAAGAUCCUUAGACAAAUUUUCAAGUUUAUUUUAUAAGAAAUCAACUUGUUACUUCGCGGGAGGUUAGCUUUUACUUUACGACGACAAGCAAAUUACACAUGUAUUUUAGGAAGCAACAACUUAACCGUCGUUGGUCUCAAAUAUAAAGAUAAUUGCUAAUAUUGCCAGGGAAAGAAUUUUUGUCGUUUUUCCAUUUGUUUUUGCGAAACAAAAAAUGCGAUAUUCAUUUUAACAGUUUAUAUUUAAAAUCUAGCCAGUUUAAGGCUUUACGAAACUUUGAAAAUUUUUAAAGUGUUUUUUUUUUCUGUAAGCUAAUAGAUUUUUUCGUAUAUUAACUUGUAUAUUAAAGAUUUUGUUUUUGUGGUGUAAUGUUUUGAACGCUUUCCACGUUCUUCUAAUCAUAGUCUUCUAUCGUUGUUGUACAAGUGAGCUUAUGUACCCCAAUGUUGUUCACCGCUACUCUCAUUCAAAUGUUGUUCACCACUACUCUCAUUUUUCAACUUUUCAACACAAACCUCAAGCUGUACAAUUUUGAUUUACCUUUCCUUUCCUUGUAAAAGCUAAUUUCAUUACGUAAUCGGACAAAAAACUCAAAAUUGACGGGAUUUAUAAAGAUUUAUAAAAAUUUUGUUACAAAUUAUACAUUAGAAUGCUUAUUUAUAAAACUAUAAUCCAGGGUAGUUUCAAUUUUUUGCCGUAGAGCUACAAAGAAAGGUUCCUGAAAAACAUAUCACGAAUAUUCUGUCCGACAUUUUAUCCGACAUUUUUUGCCCGUGGGUAGAGAUUAUGAACAAAAUCUAAAACUCAAAGCGAGUAUCAAAAAAGCUUAAUUUACUUUUAUAGUUUCACAGUGCUUUCUCUGAAAAUAAACCAUGACGAAGGUAAAAUAAGACCAGGAUCCGCUCCUUUUGAUUUUUACAUUCCUAAAUCGCUAGAAACCCUCGCAUAACUAUUGCGUAGGAAAGCAGAUUGGUAUAGAUCCUACCUGGUGUACUCUUAUAAACCUGAAGAUGUCUAUUUGGAAUAUAUUUACGAGUUAGAUACUAACAGCCAACAAAGUCGUCCUAGUUUAAAAAAAUAAUGAACGAAGUUGUAAUAAAGAAACUCAACAAAAACCAACACCCCACUACUUCGUUCAUGUGUUUAUAUUUUGUUCGUUGAUAAAACGUGUCCCUCUCAGCGAGAUGGGCCGAAACCACGUGUACCCGCGUAAAUACAAGGUAUACGUAAUAAAUUAUAAUAAAAAUAGCACAUGUGUCGCUAAUAAAAUUUUUGAGCUAUAGUCUGGGAAAGCCCUGGUUUUCAAAUUUUGCUUUGCAAAAUGAAACAAAUACAUAAGCUACGAUCUCAAAAAAACGAUUCGAUAAACUGGUGGUCAGGAGAUUGGUGUCAAAAAUAACGAAACGAGACUUAUAAAAUUGCUAAAAAUGGCCUAAUUAUUUUUGAUUUAACAGUUGUUUUUACGCUUGUUUGCUGUUUUAUGUUUUAAAUAGUUUAUUUUGAACUGUAUUUAUUUGCUUGUAUUCUUUUUCUGUAUAUAAUUUGUUGUUUUA